UCCUCUCCUGUCACCUGUCAACUCAAAACUUGCACGUGCAGUUUGUAGUGCUUCAACAAAAAAAUAAUAAAAUAUUUUUAUUUAGAUAAAAAACUUAAUAAAUAAAUUCAAAAAAUGUCCAAUAAAUUAUUUUUGGACAAUCAAGACGUUCCCUAUGAACCAUCCGAAUCAGAAGAUGAACUUAGUGAAGGAGAAAAAGAAAUUCUAAAAGAAGUUCGUCAGGGCAAAAAUAGAAAAACCGAUUCCAAACAUGAAAUUCUAGCUUUCGAUGAAAGUGCAGAUUCUGAUGAUGCACAAGAUGCCGACGAUGCUGAUGAUAUUAUUGGUGAUAGUGAUAUCGAACGUGGCGAUGAAAACGAUGGCAUUCCCGAUUCCAAGGCCUGGGGUAAACAACGUCGUUCUUACUAUAACACAGAUUUUGUCGAUCAAGAUUACUCUGCUUAUAAUGAACAAGAAGAAGAACAAGCUCAACAGGAAGAAGAAGAAGCUAAAGCUAUUCAAUUGAGAUUAGCAAAACAACUCGAUGAAGCUGACUUCUUCCUCGAUAUGCCAACUGGCGCUGGAUCCGAUUCAGACGACGAUGAAGAAGACACAACACUCAAAUCCAAGUCGAAAAAGACUGAAAAAAGUACCAAACUCAAAUCAGAUUUGAGUAAUAUGUCUCAACGAGAGAUACAACAACUCUUUAAAAAAGAUUCACCAGAAUUUGCUGGUCUAGUUGAAGAUUUCCAAACAUAUUUGGAAGAAAGUCGAACUAUUCUUACACCGGUCAUACAAUUUGCUGAUGAACAGCAAAUUCAUUUACCAAUUUUUGACUUUGUCCGAACAAGGGACAAUAUGAUUAUGUCAUAUUGUACAAAUGUAGCUUUUUAUUUGCUUUUAAAGUCUGAGAGAAUAUCAAUUAAGAAUCAUCCAAUAACCAAGCGUUUGGUGACCUUGAAAAAGCUUAUCAAUCAAGUUCAACAAAAAUACGAGGAUAUUGUUAAGCCUCAGCUUGAAGAAUUACUGGAACGAAUUGAAAAUGGUGCAUUGAUUGACAUUGAUGUGAGCCCAGUUAAAAAGGAAGAAAAGUCAAAGAAGAAGAAACUUCGAAUGAUGAAAGAAUUCAAUAGCGAAGGUGAAGAAGAAGAAGACGAUAGUGGCGAGGAAUACGAAGAAGCGCCGAGUAGUAAAAGAGUUAAGAUGUCAAAUGAAGGUUCAACAGAUGACGAAGAUGAUGACAAAGAAGAAGGUGAAGAAGAUGAAGAGAAUCUUGAAGAAGACGAAGCUGAACGUCGUGGAAUUACAUACCAAAUUGCAAAGAACAAAGGUCUUAUGCCACAUCGCAAGAAGGAACUUCGCAAUCCACGAGUCAAGCAUCGUGGCAAGUUCAGGAAAGCACUUAUUCGUCGCAAAGGUGCAGUGCGAACAGUGCGCAAGGAAAUCCAACGAUAUGGUGGAGAAGUUUCUGGUAUCAAAGCCACAACCAAGAAGGGAAUCAAAAUCAAAUCUUAAAAAUAUUUAUGUUUUUUUUUUUUUUGUUUUUAAGCAUUCAGCAAUUUUGUUGUAAUAAAUUAAUUAAAAUUUUUUAUU
Messenger RNA from Episyrphus balteatus (marmalade hoverfly), 1572 nucleotides. RefSeq names its product something about silencing protein 10 (gene Sas10). The coding region runs from base 115 to 1494 and encodes 459 amino acids. Gene Ontology annotation, cellular component: nucleolus; small-subunit processome. The record is from RefSeq and is a predicted model, not a curated record. NCBI's taxonomy places the organism in Eukaryota, Metazoa, Arthropoda, Insecta, Diptera, Syrphidae. Gene Ontology annotation, biological process: maturation of SSU-rRNA from tricistronic rRNA transcript (SSU-rRNA, 5.8S rRNA, LSU-rRNA). The transcript has a single exon.